GCCUCCGCCCCGCCUCCGCCCCGACCCUCCCCGCCUCGUCCCCACCCCCUCCCCGCCCCGCCUCGCUCCGCCUCGCCCCGCCUCAUCCCGCCCCGCCCUCCCCGCCUCUCCCCGCCUUUCCUCGCCUCUCCCCGCCCCUCCCCGCCUUGCCUUGCCUUGCCUCGCCCCGCCCUACCCUGCCUUGCCUCGCCUCGCUUCGGUUAGAUGCGCUCGGCGCUCCAUAGGCUCCCUGGUGGGGCGCGCGCGCACGCACGCACGGACGUCCAGCACGCACGCACAUCCAGCACGCACGCACGUCCAGCACGCACGCAGGUACGUCCGGCACUUCCGGCCGCGGCGGCCUCAGCGCCGGCCCGAAGGAACCAAACCGCCGGCCCCCGCGAGCGGCAUGCAGCGCUGAGGAGCGGCGACCCAGCACGGCAGCGCCAUGAACCUCCUGCCGUGUAACCCUCACGGCAACGGGCUGCUCUACGCCGGCUUCAACCAGGACCACGGAUGCUUUGCGUGUGGGAUGGAAAAUGGAUUCCGAGUCUAUAACACUGAUCCACUAAAAGAAAAAGAGAAACAAGAAUUUCUAGAAGGAGGAGUUGGCCAUGUUGAAAUGUUAUUUCGCUGCAACUAUUUAGCUUUAGUUGGUGGUGGAAAAAAGCCGAAAUACCCUCCCAACAAAGUAAUGAUCUGGGAUGACCUGAAGAAGAAGACUGUUAUUGAAAUAGAAUUUUCUACAGAAGUCAAGGCAGUCAAACUGCGGCGAGAUAGAAUUGUGGUGGUUUUGGACUCCAUGAUUAAGGUGUUCACAUUCACACACAAUCCCCAUCAGUUGCACGUCUUCGAAACCUGCUAUAACCCCAAAGGCCUCUGUGUCCUUUGUCCCAAUAGUAACAACUCCCUCCUGGCCUUUCCGGGCACGCACACGGGCCAUGUGCAGCUCGUGGACCUGGCCAGCACGGAGAAGCCACCCGUGGACAUUCCUGCACACGAGGGUGUCCUGAGCUGCAUUGCACUCAACCUGCAGGGAACAAGAAUUGCAACUGCAUCCGAGAAAGGGACCCUUAUAAGAAUAUUUGAUACUUCAUCAGGGCAUUUAAUCCAGGAACUGCGAAGAGGAUCUCAAGCAGCCAAUAUUUACUGCAUUAACUUCAAUCAGGAUGCGUCCCUCAUCUGCGUAUCCAGCGACCACGGCACAGUGCAUAUUUUUGCAGCUGAAGAUCCAAAAAGGAAUAAACAGUCCAGUUUGGCCUCAGCCAGUUUCCUUCCAAAAUACUUCAGUUCCAAGUGGAGUUUCUCCAAGUUUCAGGUUCCCUCAGGCUCUCCAUGCAUUUGUGCCUUUGGAACAGAGCCAAACGCCGUCAUUGCAAUUUGUGCAGACGGCAGCUACUACAAAUUCCUGUUCAACCCCAAGGGGGAGUGCAUCCGAGAUGUCUACGCGCAGUUUCUAGAGAUGACCGAUGACAAGCUGUGACUCCAGCUGGGGGCGCCACAGCACCCACCACCUGCCGCCUUCAGGCUCUCGGGGCUGGUGCCAGUGCCCCAGGGGCCUCCUGGGCCACGGGCUGGAGGGGCUGCCCAGGGACCUUGGUCUCGAAGCCAUACGUGGUUGUCUGCUUUCCUAAGGACUCCCAUUUCCAGUAUUAAAGAGAGAAUCAUCAUCAAGGCACCGUAGGUACUCAGUGGCUGUGACCAGCUCGAGUGGCCACUGGCUGUUCCCUUGAGUUCAGCUGUGACGUUAGCUUCAGUGGCUCCACCGCAUCUUCACACUGACGGGGGCUCCAUACAGACCUGGGGACUGGGCUGACAGGGUGGACGAGUUCAAGUUUGUUUUUGCAACAGAUUCCAUCGUUCUUACUGAGUCUGCACCGGAGAAGUGAACAAGUGUGCAAAUGUAAGUUCUUAACAUGAUAAGCAGAUUUAAUAGAACACCAGCAGCCUGCCUUAGAAAAGGAGAAAGGAAUUCCUUCUCCCACCCGAACAUGAAGAAAAACGACCUGACCCUGUAGAGAGAACAAAGCGUGAAUGUUUCCCCUCGUGUGAGCCCAGCCUGUGGUCUUCUCCAUACCCGCAACGUGGUCAUCUGUGCCCAUAACGUCACCUGUGCCCGUGCGUGGCGUCCCCAUCUCUGUUGGGGCCAUUAGAAUGAGGCAGACACCAGGCCACUCUAGAAGCCGAGCCGUCACACCUCAGGCGUGUGCGGGACAGGGACGGGGGGUCUCCUGGUUACGUUCUGGGUUAAAUCUGUUUCCCGGUUAUGUGUAGGGAACAGCAGAGUGAUGCACGAACUUUGAACAUUCGUUAUGGGGGAAAACAUCCUUUAACUUCGGGGUCGUCUGCCAGAGCAGGGUCUGGGAGGGGCCAUGCAGUUCCCGCUGGUGUGGAGGGAAAUGCCUUGGUCUGGCCUCCAAGCCCCCAAGUGCACCGUCUCCCCUCCCCUCGCCUCAUUUAUAAGAAUAGCUACACACUAACAUUUUGGGAAGGAAAGGCACAUAACUUUUUUUAACAUUUGGUAACUAAAAUAGGUUAUGGGCUCUACAUUGUCAGCUACUUGGGGUAUAUAUUUAAUUUUCUUAAAUUCCCGUUAAAGAAACUCUAUUUUAUGGUUUUGAUUUCAGAUCGCAAACAUAUAAAACCUGCGUAGCAGCGAGUUCUUGGUUUUUCCGGUUCCUUCAGUUCCUUUACUGUCACUGUCAUGUAAUCAACUAACUUUGUAUGUGGAUUUUGAUGUAAAGUAUGCAUGUUCCUUUUAUGUGUAUUUAAUCAUGUUUAAUUUUGCACACUUAUUUGUAAUGUUUCUUUUAAAUAAAAGUGACUGAUUUUGUUGUA
Messenger RNA from Pongo pygmaeus (Bornean orangutan), 2817 nucleotides. RefSeq names its product WD repeat domain 45B (gene WDR45B). The record is from RefSeq and is a predicted model, not a curated record. Gene Ontology annotation, molecular function: protein binding. The coding region runs from base 428 to 1462 and encodes 344 amino acids. Lineage: Eukaryota; Metazoa; Chordata; Mammalia; Primates; Hominidae. The transcript is spliced from 10 exons.